AUGGCAGAUGUAGAAUCAUUGUUGGACAAAGGUUCAAACAACGGUGGCUGCCAAUUCAUUGGAAUUUGGGGCAUGGGCGGUUUGGGCAAAACAACUCUUGCAAAAGCAUUGUUUAACAAAUUGCAUUUUACAUAUGAAGGGUCUUGCUUUUUGGCUAAUGUAAGGGAAGAAUCAAAGAAACAUGGAAUAGAUGCUUUGAGGGAAAAAAUUGUUUGGAGGUUAUUAGGGGAUAAAGAAUCUCACAUUCGCAAUGCAAUAUAUCCUUGUACCAUAAGUAGGCUUGGUAGGAAAAAAGUUUUCAUUGUGCUUGAUGAUGUUGAUGAUCUUGAGCAAAUAGAAAAUCUAGUCCGAGGACUUGAAUUUGGAUCAGGUAGUAAAAUUUUGAUAACAACCAGAGAUAAGCAAAUACUUGGUAAUGAAGUGGAUGAUAUAUAUGCGCUUCAUUGUUUGAAUCCUGAUGAAGCUUUUCAACUUUUCACCUUGAAUGCCUUCAAAAAAGGAUAUGAUGGCACAAAGAUAAAGGUGCUAGCAGAAAAAGUGACUGAAUAUGCAGGUGGAAAUCCACUGGCCCUAAAGGUUUUAGGCUCCUUCUUGCAUGGCAAAAAUCAAGAAGCAUGGGAAAGCCAACUGGGAAGUAUUGAAGGCAUGAUUAUGAACCUUUCAGAAGUUGAAGAGAUGGAUGUAAUUAUUAAAGCCUUUCGUUCAAUGCCCAAUCUGAAAUUUCUUAGGUUUUAUGGAAAUUUGAAUGGUCAGCUUAGCAACAAGUUAAAUGCUUCUAGUAUGAAGCUUUUGCCAAGAAAUCUCAUGCUAUUGGAUUGGGUGGGAUGCCCUUUAAAGUCCUUGCCAACAACAUUCAAUGGAGAAAAUCUUGUUGAAAUAAAAAUGCCCAACAGCAAUUUGACAAAACUCUGGGAUGGAGAGCAGAAUCUUGUGAAUUUAACCAAAAUUGAUCUUCAUGAAUCAAAAGACUUGACUGAGCUCCCAAAUUUUUCCAAGGCCAUACAUCUUGCAGAAGUUUAUCUUCAUGGUUGUUCAAAAUUGCAGAGUGUUCAUCCCUCUAUUUUAUCUCUCCAUAGCCUUCGUGGAUUAUUGCUAAGUGGUUGCAAAGCCCUUACCAGCCUUACGAGCAACACCCAUCUCAAAUCACUAAGUAUGCUCAACUUGACGGGAUGCUCAGGACUAUGCGAAUUUUCAGUGACCUCAGAAUAUAAUUUGUUUGAAUUGAUGCUUUGUGGAACAGCCAUCAAUGGUGAGUUGUCCUCAUCAAGCGGAUGUCUCAGCAAAAUUUAUUUUUUGGACCUAGAAAGAUGCGAAGGGGUGACAAGUCUUCACAAAUUGGUUGACAAGCACACCCUCCAACGCCUUCAUGCAGAUUAUUGUAAUAAGCUAGCAUCAAAUCUACGUUCCAUAUUUGAUGAGAUGCGUGCUUUGGAAGCUCUAGUGCUGAGGGGUUGUAGUGAAUUAUUUGAAGUGCCUGACAACAUCAGCUUGUUGUCGUCAUUAAGUCAGUUAGAUCUCUCGAGGAGUAAUAUAGAGACCUUGCCUUUAAGCAUCAAACAUCUUUCAAGCCUGCAAUGUCUCACCUUAGAUGGAUGCAAAAGGCUUCUGUCCCUACCACAACUCCCUCCCUCUAUCUGUACACUGGAAGCCAAUGACUGCUGGUCCCUUGAGACCUUACAUUCACCUUUAAUGAGUGAAGAUAUAGAAGGAAAAGGGUAUUAUUAUGAUAACUUCAGUUUCGGAAAUUGCAUGAAGUUGGAUGGGCAGUCAAUCAAAGCUGUUGAGGCCAAAGUGCUACUUCACAUGAAUAAUAACAAAGACAUUUAUUACCGGGCUCAAAUGGAAUAUCCAGGAGGAAGAGUCGCGGAGUGGGUCAUGUAUAGGACUACACAGUCUUUGGUGACUGUGGAUCUCAGCUCGAUUCCACAACCUUGGGAUGGCGCUUUCAUUUUUUGUGCCGUGAUUUAUGGAUCACGAUCGUGGACUACAAUUGGUGCCAAAUUGUUUAUUGAUGGACAAUAUGCUUACAUGUCCCCAGGCGAGUCUUUUCAUGUGUCUCGGUUGUCAUAUCAUGUUUGUCUUUGGUACGAUGCAGAGUCAUGGGGAGAGGUGCAAAGGACAAUUGAAGAAAAGAAAAGAGAAGCUCAAAGCAACACUACCUAUCAUCCAUUAUUGUUUCAAUUUGAAUUCACAGCCUUUUCGCCUUAUGAUGAUGAAACAACAUUAGCGAUCAAAGAGUGUGGGGUGUGCCCGACAUCUGCAGUUGAAUAUCAAAAUUACAUCAAACAAAUUCAAUUGGCGUUAUUGCAUCCACAUCGUAGCUCUAAUGCAACGCAAUCGGCCUGUCAAAAGUACAAUCGGCCUGCAAAGAAGCAGUCUGGAAAUAUAAUCACUAGAAAGCAUCUGAAGAAUAUGAGAAGAAGAAACCACAGGUUUGAUUUUGAACACUAA
Neltuma alba is the source of this 2451-nucleotide messenger RNA. RefSeq names its product disease resistance-like protein DSC1. Gene Ontology annotation, molecular function: ADP binding. Lineage: Eukaryota; Viridiplantae; Streptophyta; Magnoliopsida; Fabales; Fabaceae. The record is from RefSeq and is a predicted model, not a curated record. Gene Ontology annotation, biological process: defense response. Bases 1 to 2451 code for a protein of 816 amino acids. The transcript is spliced from 3 exons.